This is a messenger RNA of Williopsis jadinii, 911 nucleotides long. It is a transcript of the gene SNF7, whose product is annotated as ESCRT-III subunit protein SNF7. Lineage: Eukaryota; Fungi; Ascomycota; Saccharomycetes; Phaffomycetales; Wickerhamomycetaceae. Bases 93 to 761 code for a protein of 222 amino acids. Gene Ontology annotation, cellular component: multivesicular body; ESCRT III complex; cytoplasmic side of plasma membrane. The transcript has a single exon. The record is from RefSeq and is a predicted model, not a curated record. Gene Ontology annotation, biological process: late endosome to vacuole transport via multivesicular body sorting pathway; vesicle budding from membrane.
ACGUUAGUGAAACAAAGUCUUUGCUCGUUCCGUUCGCAGCUCUCCCAUAUAAAACAAUUGUGUGUGUGUGUGGUUGUUGAUAACAAACUCCAAUGUGGAACUAUUUGUUUGGAGGAAGCGCUUCGUCCAAAGAUGCGCCAAAGAAGGCGAUAAUCGGUCUCAGAGAACAGAUCAACAUGCUUACCAAGAAGCAGAACCACCUUUAUACACAGAUUGAUGAGCAAGAUGCGCUCGCUAGGAAGUUCAUCUCAUCUGAUAAGACCAAGGCCAGAAACGCCCUCAAGCGUAAGAAGCUGUUGGAUAGUGAAGCGAUGAAGAUCACGUCGCAAAUAGAGGCAUUGGAGAAUCAACUCCGCUCCAUAGAAUCUGCAAACUUGAACUUGGAAACCAUGAAGGCCAUGAAGGCUGGUGCAAGCGCCAUGAAACAGAUACAUGGCGGUAUCACCGUUGAUAAGGUUGACCAAACCAUGGACGACAUUAGAGAACAGGCUGAGAUUAGUGAGGAGAUUAGUGAGGCUAUCUCUAGAUCCUAUCCAACUGAUGGUAUCGAUGAGGAUGAGUUGGAGGAUGAGCUAGAAGCCUUGGAACAAGAACAGUUGGAUGACAAGUUGUUGAAUAGCGGCACAAAGACAUCGGCUGCUCCUGUAAGCUUACCAGAUGCACCAAACACAAGCAUUAGAGAGGAUAAGCAUGAGGCUGUAGAGGAAGAGGAUGAAGACGAGAAGGCUUUGAAGGCCUUACAGGCGGAAAUGGGCCUUUGAUGUCAAUCUCUACACCAGGUCCCCCGACCUUGUUGUUGAUGAUAUUUUUUGUUUUGAUUUCGAACUAAUUAGUUUAUUCAUUGUUCUUAUAAUGUGGCGUACUGUCUUGCUUACGAUUGUAGUAGUGAAAUAGUGAACUACAGUACUAGU